Molecule: messenger RNA, 1359 nt
Organism: Thelazia callipaeda (thelaziosis nematode)
Lineage: Eukaryota; Metazoa; Nematoda; Chromadorea; Rhabditida; Thelaziidae
Source: the annotation of a GenBank genome assembly
UUGAGUGAAGAAAGUGUGAUACCUGAUUUGCCACCACACGUCGAUAGUCGGCUAGAAUAUGAUUUUAUUGAAGAUCCACAUAAAAGGCGAUAUGUGCAGUCAUUAUUCAUAGAUUCAUUUUAUGAACCGAGUUGUGAUCAUAGAUCGGAUGUCAUGAUUAAGCCAAUUUAUUUUUGGCCAGGUCAACGAGUUGACCUUCGGUGUGUAAUGUGCCGAAGAGCGUUUACUUUUAAUGGAUUAAUGAAACACUGGUGGUUUAUGGCGGCAACAGAUGUUGAAGAUGCUUUAGAAAACAUUGAGAAUCUUGGAAAUUCCCCAAAAUGGAAUCAACACAUAUCAGUACUAAGUGCUGAUUAUGGAGAAAAUAGAUGGCGAGAUUUUGGUGCAAUGCCAAGUAGCAGCUAUGAAGCUGGAACUCAUCCGAGAGCUCAGACUGUUCUCAUACAAAGAGGAGGGAAAUUAACCUUAUUGCAACCAACAUCUGAAAACGAAGGGCUGUAUCGAUGCUUGGAUAUCGCAUCGAAAAAUGUUCUACAUUUCGUUUAUUAUUUGAUUUCUAUGCAGCCCAUAUUCAUUUAUCUAAUGUAUGCAAAUUUUAUGAAAGUUCAGAUCUGUAUUUGUUUUGCAGAAAGUGAGUGCCCACUAUCACGUGGAUUUCCUGAUUCGAAUUGGAAAUUCCGUCAUAUACCUCCAACAUUCAUUCGUGAUCGAUUCCGUUCGUGUAAAAGAAAUUUAUCUACAUGCCUUGAUUGGGUCGUAAGUGAUAAUAAUAUGAACGAAAAGAAGAGUUGGAAUUUGCAUGGGCAUUCGCGAGAUGCUGAAUUAGCACAAAAAUAUGUAAAUUUGAAAAUUCAAUUGGUAUGGAAUGAAUGGUCACCUUGUGAGCAAGGAACUUCAGUAAGAACUCGAGAAGGUCAUUGUUACUUAAGGAAAAUUAAUCCAAAGAAAAAUGUUGGCCAAAUGAUCAAAGGAGUAUUUGAUAAAUAUGAUAUCUUCAAUUGGGUAGAAAAGCUAAAAAAUCAUAUGGCAAAAAUUCCUGAAUUUAACACUACGGGUAUACGUCUUUACAGUGGUUUGGUGUCAAAGUUGAUUCAUAAAGGAGUUUUUGGUGAAGAAAAAGUGUAUGAUGAUUGUUACAAUAUAGAAGAUUUGUUUGAUAAAAAUCCAAGAGUGACAAAGCGUUGGAUUGAUGCAAUUUUUGCUGCCUUUGGGAUUCAUAAAGUAGAAAGAAUGCUCGAAAUCAGUGAUAGAUUAUGCUUAUUCUAUUAUAACAGAGCAGCAUCUGGACCAGAUGAUAUACCUACAACAACUUUCGUAGGUACUCAUCUAAUUGAUACUGAACAAUGUAUAGUUGUUUAA